Gorilla gorilla gorilla (western lowland gorilla) is the source of this 5030-nucleotide messenger RNA. RefSeq names its product SEC23 interacting protein (gene SEC23IP). Gene Ontology annotation, biological process: endoplasmic reticulum to Golgi vesicle-mediated transport. Gene Ontology annotation, molecular function: metal ion binding; protein binding; glycerophospholipase activity. The coding region runs from base 446 to 3448 and encodes 1000 amino acids. NCBI's taxonomy places the organism in Eukaryota, Metazoa, Chordata, Mammalia, Primates, Hominidae. The transcript is spliced from 19 exons. The record is from RefSeq and is a predicted model, not a curated record. Gene Ontology annotation, cellular component: cytoplasm; COPII-coated ER to Golgi transport vesicle.
UUUCCGCACAACGCUCUUCCUCCCUUCCUCCUUCCGGCAGCGUCCAGCAGGAUUCCGCUGUUCCUCCAAAAUCUUUGUCAGGAGAGCCAUCCUGACGGUACUUUUAGGAAGCCCAUAGAUACCCGCCACAACCUGUGACUUUCAGGGUCAAUUGCGUCUCAAUUCGCACGUCUAUCCAGAACCUGCGGGGACCACGUCCCCAUCCUCCCGCCCAGCCUCCGCCUCCGAGAGUGUCACGUGCUAGACGCGGGCGUGAGGACAGUGUCGCCAUGUUGAUAUCUGGCGGCGCCAGGUAGGGGAAGGGAGAGGGCGGCUGACUAGCUACCCGUAGUUUCGGCUCCUGUGCGCAAGUGCGGAAGUGCGCUGGCCAGGAGCGUGAUCGGUUUCCGGUCAGUGGUGCGGUACCGGGUACCCGGAGACGUGUAUCGGAAGGUGGGCCGCAGCCAUGGCCGAGAGAAAACCUAACGGUGGCAGCGGCGGCGCCUCCACUUCCUCGUCGGGCACUAACUUACUUUUCUCCUCCUCGGCCACGGAGUUCAGCUUCAAUGUGCCCUUCAUCCCAGUCACCCAGGCCUCCGCUUCUCCGGCCUCCCUGCUCUUACCCGGAGAGGAUUCCACAGAUGUUGGUGAGGAGGACAGCUUCCUUGGUCAGACUUCUAUUCACACGUCUGCCCCACAGACAUUUAGUUACUUCUCUCAGGUAUCAAGCAGCAGUGAUCCUUUUGGGAAUAUUGGACAGUCACCAUUAACAACUGCAGCAACCUCAGUUGGACAAUCAGGAUUCCCCAAGCCCCUGACUGCUCUCCCUUUUACAACUGGAUCCCAAGAUGUCUUGAAUGCAUUUUCACCAUCCAUUUCGAAGGCUCAACCUGGUGCUCCACCUUCCUCACUGAUGGGAAUAAAUUCUUAUCUGCCUUCUCAGCCAAGUAGUCUCCCUCCUUCACAUUUUGGGAACCAACCCCAAGGAAUUCCCCAACCAGGAUACAAUCCAUAUCGCCAUACCCCUGGCAGCAGCAGGGCUAAUCCUUACAUUGCACCACCCCAUCUGCAGCAGUGCCAAACACCAGGCCCUCCUGCUCAUCCUCCACCUUCUGGACCCCCUGUUCAGAUGUACCAGAUGCCUCCAGGAUCUUUGCCACCGGUUCCUUCUUCAGUGCAGUCACCAGCACAGCAGCAGGUACCUGCCAGACCUGGGGCUCCCUCUGUUCAAGUGCCACCUCCUUUUCUACUUCAAAACCAAUAUGAGCCUGUUCAGCCCCACUGGUUUUACUGCAAGGAGGUAGAAUACAAACAACUGUGGAUGCCUUUUAGUGUGUUUGACUCUUUGAAUCUUGAAGAAAUCUAUAAUUCAGUUCAGCCAGAUCCGGAGAGCGUGGUUCUUGGCACGGAUGGAGGGCGCUACGAUGUUUACCUCUAUGACCGAAUAAGGAAGGCUGCCUACUGGGAAGAGGAGCCAGCCGAAGUGAGACGCUGUACUUGGUUUUACAAGGGGGACACAGAUAGUCGAUUUAUUCCCUAUACUGAGGAGUUCAGUGAAAAACUAGAGGCUGAAUAUAAAAAAGCUGUAACCACUAAUCAGUGGCACCGAAGAUUAGAGUUUCCAAGUGGAGAGACAAUUGUUAUGCACAAUCCAAAGGUUAUUGUUCAGUUCCAGCCCUCCUCAGUGCCAGAUGAAUGGGGCACCACGCAAGAUGGACAGACAAGGCCCAGGGUUGUAAAGCGUGGAAUUGACGAUAACCUUGAUGAAAUUCCCGACGGGGAGAUGCCUCAAGUUGACCAUUUGGUGUUUGUGGUGCAUGGCAUUGGACCUGUGUGUGACUUACGCUUUAGGAGCAUUAUUGAGUGUGUGGAUGAUUUUAGGGUGGUUUCUCUCAAACUGCUGCGGACACAUUUCAAGAAAUCUUUAGAUGACGGGAAAAUAAGCAGAGUGGAGUUCCUUCCAGUUCAUUGGCAUAGUUCUUUGGGUGGGGAUGCCACAGGUGUGGACAGGAAUAUUAAGAAAAUCACUUUGCCAAGUAUUGGUCGAUUUCGUCACUUUACCAAUGAAACUUUGCUAGAUAUUUUAUUUUAUAACAGCCCCACCUACUGUCAGACAAUUGUGGAAAAAGUAGGAAUGGAGAUAAACCGUCUGCAUGCACUCUUUAUGAGUCGGAACCCAGACUUCAAAGGAGGUGUCUCUGUUGCUGGUCACAGUUUAGGUUCUUUAAUAUUGUUUGACAUCUUGUCUAAUCAAAAAGAUUUGAAUUUAUCAAAGUGCCCUGGACCUCUUGCUGUUGCUAAUGGAGUUGUGAAGCAGCUACAUUUUCAGGAAAAGCAGAUGCCUGAAGAGCCAAAGCUGACUUUGGAUGAGUCGUAUGACCUUGAUGUUGAAAAUGAAGAAGUCCUAACUUUGCAAGAAACUCUGGAAGCACUUAGCCUCUCUGAAUAUUUUAGCACUUUUGAAAAGGAAAAGAUUGAUAUGGAAUCCUUGCUUAUGUGUACAGUUGAUGACCUGAAGGAAAUGGGGAUACCCCUUGGACCCAGAAAGAAGAUAGCUAACUUUGUAGAACAUAAAGCAGCCAAACUGAGAAAAGCAGCGUCAGAAAAGAAGGCAGUGGCGGCCACUUCUACAAAAGGACAAGAGCAAAGUGCCCAGAAGACUAAAGACAUGGCUUCCCUCCCCUCAGAAUCCAAUGAGCCAAAGAGGAAACUUCCAGUUGGUGCUUGCGUGUCUUCUGUGUGUGUGAAUUAUGAAUCUUUUGAAGUUGGCGCCGGACAGGUUUCUGUUGCUUACAACUCAUUAGAUUUUGAACCAGAGAUAUUCUUUGCCUUGGGGUCUCCAAUUGCUAUGUUUCUCACUAUUCGAGGAGUUGACAGGAUAGAUGAGAAUUACAGCCUUCCUACCUGUAAAGGGUUCUUCAAUAUUUAUCAUCCGCUUGAUCCAGUGGCAUAUAGAUUAGAACCUAUGAUUGUUCCAGAUUUGGACCUAAAAGCUGUUCUCAUUCCACAUCACAAAGGCAGAAAAAGACUUCAUUUAGAAUUGAAAGAGAGUCUCUCUCGUAUGGGAUCUGAUUUGAAGCAGGGUUUUAUUAGCUCUCUCAAAAGUGCUUGGCAGACAUUAAAUGAGUUUGCCCGUGCUCAUACCUCUUCAACCCAGUUGCAAGAAGAAUUGGAGAAGGUGGCCAAUCAGAUCAAAGAAGAAGAAGAAAAGCAAGUAGUUGAAGCAGAAAAGGUUGUUGAAAGUCCAGAUUUUUCCAAGGAUGAGGACUACUUAGGAAAGGUUGGAAUGUUAAAUGGAGGCCGCCGAAUUGACUACGUUCUCCAAGAAAAACCAAUAGAGAGUUUUAAUGAAUACCUUUUCGCUCUUCAGAGUCACUUAUGCUAUUGGGAAUCUGAAGAUACUGCUCUGUUACUACUUAAAGAAAUUUAUCGAACAAUGAACAUUAGUCCAGAACAGCCCCAGCAUUGAUCAAACUUCAGUUUUACUGUACUUUGUUGUCUGCACAGAAAGUCCCAGUACAACUUCCAUUGCUGAGAAAAUCCUCAGAGGACUUUCCCACUUCGCUCCUGUGAUGGAUGAGAGAAGAGUGAUUCAUUAACAAUUGCUCAGCCACAAUUCUCGGAUAUAGGGAUUCAAAAGACAGGACACAGAACUAACACAGUGAAAAAAAUCAGUACCACAUUUGGACAGUAUAGGUGAGAAAACAUAAUUAUAAAAAUGAUGCCAUGAAAAAUUCCACAGAUCAGUUUAGUUGUAUAGUUGUCAAAGUUAUGUGUGAUAUCAAUGAAGAAAUAUUUGUAGCAUGUAAACGGUUAUUUCUGUUUCUUAAAAAGUAUUGUUAGUGGGCUAUUAAACUUGGAUUUUUCUUUUUAUUAAUGCAGUAUGUUCUUUUUCUUCAAGUAUGAACUUGUUGAGAAACUAUAGUAAUAUGAUUUUUAAGAGAUUUAUGUUCUACUUAAAAUGUGAAUUGUACUUCUGAGCUGCCUUAAUGCAGGGUCAUUUAUAUUUGUUAAGAGGAAAUAAUCAAGAUCACUCAUAUCCCAACUGAAUCUGAGGUUUUAUAAAUCCCUCAAACAAUUGCUGAGAGCCUGAUUGUGGAAAGAAGUGAGAUGCACCUUAUUUUCAAGAAGUCCUGUGAAGCGCUCUCCUAGCACGUCCAUUUCCAGGAGGAGAAGCAAGCAGAUGAGAGGUUUUCCAUUUUGUCAUCCAAGGUAGCUGUGCACUUGCCUUGUUGCUGAAGUUCCAAUAAUGUGAAAACCAAAGUAGAGGUUUUUUUUCUUCUUCUUUUUGUUUUGUAUUAAUUUCACUUAUACCAAAGUGUUUGAAAGUAUGAAGUGUGUUGCUUCUGAGCUAUAUAAGGCUACUUCAUGACAAGACUGCUUUGUAAUAUUUCACUUUGUUUUACUACAAAUUCAGAUCACUUUGUUUUACUAUAAAUUCAGAUUAUCCAAAUAUUUUCCUAAUACUACGUGGGAAUGCUGAUUUUCUUUUGUUACGUAGUGGAAACAUUUUGCAUUGUUUACAUAGUUCUCAUGGAACAUGGAAAUUUUUGAAAGUGAUAUAUGAUACACAUUUUUUGUGUAUAUAUUCUAAUUAGUGUGAAUAAAGCAGUAACAUUAAUGCAUUUUUUAAGCAGCAAACUUAUGUAUUUCUCUUGUCUUCCUUAAAAGUGUCCCCAUGAACUCAGUGUUUAUUCCCUUUUCAUUUUGAGUACCUGCUUAUAUGGUCAGUAUGUAACGUUAGCAUUGGCUCCUAAUGGUAGAAUUAGAACAGCAAAAUUGUAGAGCUGUAAUUGACUCCAGACAACAUAGAUUUCAGCCACCUCAUUCUACAGCUGAGGCCAGGACAAUAAAUGCCUUUCCCAGACUGGGUAGUGGCAGAUCUGGGAUGGAAUAUGGUUUUCUUGAUUCCCUUUCAGCCUUCAUUUCUCUCUUUCAGGACUACUACUUUUUAAUUACUUUUCACUUAAUUUCCCAAUACUGAAGAAAUAAAGAAAAAUGAGGGUUAUUUAUAUAUAUUUCAAUAAAAUCCAAUUUGAUUUUUCAACUUA